GAGUUCUUUUUAAAUGUGAAGGAUAUUCUUCGAGCUCCCGCUGAUGUGACAGGCCAGUUUCAGAAAUGGGAAAAUCAGGAAGCAGAACUGAACAAACAUUUUUACGACAAGAAGGCAGCAAUUCACGAAGCACUGUGUGACAAUAUUGACACUCGCUCUGUCUUAGAAGAAAUGCGUUCGUUAGUCAGUCAGAGUAACUCCUAUAUUGCUGCAAAGAAAUCUUCCAGACAAAUGCCAAACAGACUUCUUUUAGAAAACAUCAGUUCCUAUCUCACUCAAAUGCUGAAGAUAUUUGGUGCCAUAGAAAGUGAUGAUUCAAUUGGUUUUCCUGUUGGAGGGAAUAAUCAGAAUAUAAAUAUUGAAUCUACAGUGAUGCCAUAUCUCCAGGUUCUUUCUGAGUUCAGAGAAGGAGUGCGACAAAUUGCCAGAGAGAAGAAAGUAACUGAAGUGCUGCAGUUGAGUGAUGCUCUUCGAGAUGACAUCCUUCCUGAACUUGGUGUUCGAUUUGAAGAUCAUGAAGGACUUCCAACUGUGGUUAAAUUAGUAGAUAAGGACACAUUACUGAAAGAAAGAGAAGAAAAGAAAAAGAUUGAAGAAGAGAAGAAAAGGAAGAAAGAUGAAGCAGCCAGGAAAAAACAAGAGCAGGAAGCAGCAAAACUUGCAAAAAUGAAGAUUCCACCACAUGAAAUGUUUAAAUCAGAACAUGACAAAUAUUCUGUGUUUGAUGAAAAUGGAUUUCCCACCCAUGAUACAGAAGGCAAAGAACUCAGCAAAGGACAAAUUAAGAAGCUAAAGAAACUUUAUGAAACACAAGAAAAGCUGUACAAGGAGUAUCUGCAAAUGGUUCAGAAUGGCAGCGCAAAUUGAAAACAACAGGACUUACUGUUUUUUUAGAAGGCAAGUGCUGGGUCACCAUUGAAGAAGUGAGCAUAUCCUGAUGCUCCAAUUUCUGUUUACACUUUCUAUUAUGUGCAGAGCAGAAAUCCUGUUUACGUGGAUUAAUAAUGUCAUCUGGAAAGCCAAUAAAAAUCCAUUCUUAACAAAUGCCAACCUGUAAGGAGUUUCUUCGCAACGACAGUAGCAGGUUGAACGGUUGCCAGUUCUAUUUGGGAAGAUGCUACUCAGUCAGCAAAUCCACAUAAGGAUUUUUGUUUAUUAUAGCUGUACAGGCUUUGGUUAAUUUGUCGCUGCAUACUGAUCUCUAUCUAAAACCCACUGUAGCUUGCAUUCUGGAAUAUGUCACAGUCAACAAAAUUUACUGCUAAAUGGGAGCUGAGUAAUUCGUCCCACAGCAAGAACAGUAUUUUCCAGAUGACUUUAGUAUCUUUACAUAAGCAGGAAAAACUGGGUAGUUCCACUACAAUACUUACUCUAGCUGCUGUUAUUAAAAACUCUCAUAAGUAUACCCAGAA
This is a messenger RNA of Eurypyga helias (sunbittern), 1412 nucleotides long. Its product is annotated as cysteine--tRNA ligase, cytoplasmic. Lineage: Eukaryota; Metazoa; Chordata; Aves; Eurypygiformes; Eurypygidae. The annotation marks the transcript as partial. The transcript is spliced from 9 exons. The record is from RefSeq and is a predicted model, not a curated record. Gene Ontology annotation, cellular component: cytoplasm. Gene Ontology annotation, molecular function: ATP binding; cysteine-tRNA ligase activity. Gene Ontology annotation, biological process: cysteinyl-tRNA aminoacylation.